Molecule: messenger RNA, 3576 nt
Organism: Manis javanica (Malayan pangolin)
Lineage: Eukaryota; Metazoa; Chordata; Mammalia; Pholidota; Manidae
Source: RefSeq, a predicted model, not a curated record
GGCCAGCGGGCCUCGGGCGGCGGCGGCGGCGGACUCGGCCGGAGGGAGCGGCCGGCUGCCGCGGGGCGCGCCUCGCCUCGCCCGCCCCGGGGUCCAUGGCCUGAGUGGCCAUGUCCGGCGUGGUGCGGACGCUCAGCCGCUGCCUGCUGCCGGCUGAGGCCGGCGGGGCGCGCGAGCGCAGAGCGGGCGCGGGCGGCGGCGGGGCCCGUGACGCGGAGCGCGAGGCGCGGCGGCGCAGCCGGGACAUCGACGCGGGACUGGCCCGCGAGCGGCGUGCCGUGCGGCGCCUCGUCAAGAUCCUGUUGCUGGGCGCCGGCGAGAGCGGCAAGUCCACCUUCCUCAAGCAGAUGCGCAUCAUCCACGGCCGCGAGUUCGACCAGAAGGCGCUGCUCGAGUUCCGCGACACCAUCUUCGAUAACAUCCUCAAGGGCUCAAGGGUUCUCGUUGAUGCACGGGACAAGCUUGGCAUUCCUUGGCAGUAUUCUGAAAAUGAAAAGCAUGGGAUGUUCCUCAUGGCCUUUGAGAACAAGGCAGGGCAGCCCGUGGAGCCCGCCACCUUCCAGUUGUACGUGCCUGCUCUGAGCGCUCUCUGGCGGGAUUCGGGCAUCAGGGAGGCCUUCAGCCGGAGGAGCGAGUUCCAGCUGGGUGAGUCAGUGAAGUACUUCCUGGACAACCUGGACCGGAUCGGCCAGCUGAACUACUUCCCCAGCAAGCAGGACAUCCUGCUGGCGAGGAAGGCCACCAAGGGCAUCGUGGAGCACGACUUCGUCAUUAAGAAAAUCCCUUUCAAGAUGGUGGAUGUGGGCGGCCAGCGGUCACAGCGCCAGAAGUGGUUCCAGUGCUUCGAUGGGAUCACAUCGAUCCUGUUCAUGGUGUCCUCCAGCGAGUAUGACCAGGUGCUCAUGGAGGACCGGCGCACCAACCGGCUGGUGGAGUCCAUGAACAUCUUCGAGACCAUAGUGAACAACAAGCUGUUCCUCAGUGUGUCCGUCAUCCUGUUCCUCAACAAGACGGACCUCCUGGUGGAGAAGGUGAAGGCCGUGAGCAUCCGGAAGCACUUCCCGGACUUCCGAGGUGACCCGCACAGGCUGGAGGACGUGCAGCGCUACCUGGUGCAGUGCUUCGACCGCAAGAGGCGGAACCGCAGCAGGCCGCUCUUCCACCACUUCACCACCGCCAUAGACACCGAGAACAUCCGCUUCGUGUUCCACGCGGUGAAGGACACCAUCCUGCAGGAGAAUCUGAAGGACAUCAUGCUGCAGUGAACGCGCACUGGCUGCCUCCCAGGGCACCGGUGCACACCUGGCCUGGGAGCCCAGGAGCGCGUAGGACAAGGGGCCGACGGAGGCUACUGGACCCUGGGCGCGCGUGAAACUACUGAAACCCAAGCUCUGGCUUCGGAGCUGAUGCAUAAACCUAGUAACACAGCUCGCCCUCUCCUCCCAGACACUUACUCCUUUGUAAUGCAGUUGAAUCAAGGCGUGUGUGUGAGUGUGUGUGUGUGUGUGUGCGCGUGCGCAGGUGCGUGUGAGUGCACACACGCUCUGCCUCUAACAACAAAAACCAGUGGCCCUGCAGAUGGCUCUCCCUCACCCUCAGGUCUUCAGCGAGGCAGACUGGCUGAAAGCUUUGCCUGACUGUAGGCGCAUGCCGAUGCUGCUAAACUCAGGGCCCCGGCCCUGGGGCCUCAAGGCCACCUCCCAAAGCCAGCGAGUUGCCUUUUAAAACUCUUUGUGCCAGUUUCCUGAUAGCCCCCGGUCCUGGCGUGUUAGAUCAGGCCGAGGGCCGCAGCUUAGAGGGUGGGAGCAGGGGCUCCACAGCAUGAACUUGCCUUAAUGCUCUGCAGCAGGCACUGGUCUUCCUGCCUUUCAGAGGGCCCAGCAUCACCGCAGAGGGUGGAAACAGCUUGCUGACAGCAAAUGUUCCUCCACCAGGUGCACACUGGUGCUCAUCACUCCAUACCCACCCUUCCCUCCCCCCACUGACUGGCAGAAACAUUGGCCGGCUCACCUGGAAGGUGACCCUGUGUCUUACAGUCAUCUUUGGAGACCUGCAGUGGCUGCAUUUCCCAUGUCCCUCUUUUGGAAGCAGUAGGGAGCUUCCGGUCCUCUCAGGCUUCUGAAAGCUGGCCAGGUGACCAGCAGAGCCUAGUGCACAGCUGCUUGGUGAGUGCCUAACACUGACCUUUUGGGAAGCCUGCAGACUAUGGAGAAAUCCAAGUUUCUCAAAACUAGCACUUACACCAGUGCCUUUAGACAACGGCCCCUAUUUUCAACGCCUCCUUAAAUUUGACUCUUCCCAGGGUCCCUUCCUCCUUGUCUGCACACAUAACAGGUCAAUACUACAAGCACAGCUCCCACCUGGCCAGAGGCUGUGCCAUCGACGUGAGCUAGUAGCCCUUGCACUCAGAUACUUGCCCAGUGACCUUUGUCCAGGUGUCUUCCACUGUGUUUAAAAACACAUCACAUUCCAAACCGGCCCCCACUGUGUUUUGCUCUACUAAAAAGUCUGUCUAGUGCGUACAGGACUUUGCCUAGCAUUUAAAUGAAAAAGCGGCUUCGUCUAUAGCCAGCUCCAGAAUGUUACUGUGGUUCAAACACCCAUCCUGGGCGCUUGCCCUCAGGCCACACUGUUCCCAGUCCUCGUGUCCCCAUUGCAUCUCUUGGCUCAUUCUCACAAGCCACAUCCACAUUCAUUUGUGGCAGAUGCUGACCCAGAAGGAGGGAAAGCCUGCCUCUAAGUCAUCCUUGCUGCCACAGUGCUCUUAGCCAGGAGGCAUCAUGAAGCUCUUCCUCUUUGGUGCUCCAGGUGUAUGCUGGUGUGCACUGGGAUUUGGCAUCUUUUUGGCUAGAGAAAAGUUGCUGUUUUUGUACUGCUUCCUGUGGCUCCUUAUCAACUGAAGGACGUGACCCAGGAUCAGUGCCAAUGACCAUGGUUUAAAGGAAAACACUCAUUGACAGGCUCCCCUGGGGCAGUUCUAAGAUCUUUUUUUUUUUUGCAGCUGGGUCCUAGGUGGUGAGUGCUCCCCACCGGGCAGUGUUCCGGGCCGUACCAGACUGCUAAGGUUCAGAGCUGCCCCACCAACCCGGGAAGGCGGUCAUGGUUCUGGUAGAGAUGCCGCCACAGCCGGUGUCAUUAGAAGCCUCCCCAGCAGGUUUAGGUCAGCCUGCCCAGGGCUGUGCGUUUUCUCUUAAACAGCCUGAUGCCCUUGCUGGCUGGCCUUCAGAGUGGGAAGCAUGUAAGUAAGCAGAGUGAGGCUGCCCAAUGGCCUGCAAGUGGGGUGUGGUGUCCCAAAGGCCUGGGGCCCUCUGCCUCUUCCCGGGAAACCCAUAAGGGCCCCCAGCUCCAGCUUCUGGGCUUCGUCAUCAUCGGAGAAGAAGGUGACUAUUUGCAAGGCUGAACUAAAGCAUUUACAACUUUUCUACACAUAGAUUAUAGCCGUUUUUGUCUACAGAAACCUUAGGCUUUUGUAUUUUUUUACUUUCACUGUUACCCUUUUUUAUUGACUUGUUGAAGCAGAGAUAGCUGUGCCUCAUCUACUAUUGCAAAAUGUAACAAUAAACUUCCUCAAAAUAA